CUACUCUGUCCAUGACUGCACAUUGUUUUCAGGAAUCAAUGAAAGUUUCAGGAAUCGCCCGUGGCUGAGUGCAGUAGUUUGAGUCAGGAAGGGGUCUCUGCCAUUUCCUGGUUGUUGUGAAGGGCCCCCCUAGAGUGCAGGCUAACUAAACUAGUGGCAAUGACCGUGUUCCGGUAUUGGAGCAUCUUCCUGCGUCCAUGAUAAUUGCUCAAGCAUGUUUGAGGAGUAGCACGAGUUACAGGCGGCCUCUAGCGAUCAGCAUAGCACCGAUAACAGGGGCGUUUCGUCACUUCCAGCCAAUCUACUUGAAAAUAGUUCUACGUCUUGAAGUAACAGUUAGUUGAAUACGGAUGGUCUGUGUUACAAGCACCCGCGCCGUCCUCGAAUCCCCUUACGGCAGUUACGGCCUAACCUGCGGAGCGUGAUAGCUGCACUUGAAUUUCAGAAACACACGUGAAGGAACUCAUAUUGAAAGUUUCGUAUGCGGAUUUCACUAAAGUGCGAGUGAACUAUUUGGGCACGUAGGCAGCUGGACUGUCCGGGUCUCCCGUCAAGGUGCUGCAGUCGCGCUUACACCUACCCCCUGCAUGCGCACGCACAACGGUGCCCACUAGUGUGUGUCACGUCACCGGUGACCAAGCAGCCUGUUGGGCGGGCUGGACCCAUCGCUUUGCAAGGCAAUGGCAGUGCCCGGGAGAGAAGCAAGUGCUGCCAAUGGCACUGCACCGAUGGAGUCACCAACAGAGUCACUGCCCAAUGACUAUGACCCGUGGGACGAACUUGUAUCUGGGAAAUUUCCGAUCAUCAGUCAGAUCAUCGAUGAUGCCAGCCAGCUACAUGAUGCGGCGGAGCAAUGCUUCGAUAAACAAGUUAACAAGGAUGAACGCUCUGUUCUAACGUGGCUCAACUCAUUGAAGGAUGACAUGGAGCCAGGGAAAACGCAUUCGUACGAUUCCCAGUUGGAAGACUGCCACAUGUUUGUCAUGCUUCUCAGAGAAUUAGCACGAAACGAGGACUUGGAGAGGCACAAAGCGAAGCUCAUUGAGGCCAUAGCAAGGGAUGUUGAUGACAACCUGCGACUCCACCAGUCAAAUACACACAGUUCUACCACAGGUACCACAUUGUAUCGCUGGAUACAUGCCAGAUCCUUUGGCAACCCGGCAACAGCAGAAGCGUCACCGGAGAACAGCGUGCUGAUCGUUGAUGACCGCUCACAGAUCCGGUUGGAGCAGACGUUCUCACCUCUGAAGCAGUCGCUGAUGCACGCUCACGAUGCACACCAGGCUAAACUAACGCCAGGUGACCGGACGGGCCAAGCCAGUGCCACAGCAGUGCCGCCAUGUAUAGUGGCGUUGUGUGGCGAUGUGCCCGGUAUGCUUAAUGGAAUGCAGCAGAUGCAGACAUCCAUGUCAGGUUCAGCCGCGGCACACAAUGAGGCUGCGGCACAGCAGCAGCGCAAGCUAAUUGCCGAUGCGCAGGGCGGAGGUGUGUAUGCGCUACACCAGCACGCACCCCAGGGCUUGCCACAGCCACACAAAAUGGACGAGCCCAGCACUCCCUCUGACCUCGUGCUCCUGGCGGUUUCCCUCUGUGCAAGUGACGACCCGGACAAUGCAUCGCCAUGCUCCUAUGAACGCAACAGUGACGGAUGUGCUGAGAUUGACAGCAGAACGCAAGACCAGGACGCUUUCGUGCACGAGCGGAACUGCUGUUCCUUGCGCUCCGCACUGGAGGCUGCCAACACGGUCAUCUGCUUCUUCUCCAAGAAACAGACAGAGAACAUGAGGCAAGAAGCGAUGCAAGCCAAAUUGAAUGCUGAGGCACUCCGGGGCAGACACACACAUCGGCGUGAAGGAAGGAGGCCACCUGUGGAAGAGUCAGACAGUGUCGAGACACACCGCCGUGAAGGAAUGUUCACGAAGCCCAUCUACGAGGAUGAAGUGGAGCCAGAGGAAGUGCCAUCCACUCCACCUGUCAAACCAUCCGACUGUUUCUACCCCCUGCAACUUCUCCAUGAUUGCUUGGAAAGGUUUCCAAAGAACGGUCCAUUCGUCAACAGUACUUCACCACUUAACCUGUAUUGUGUAUUCGACGUCUCUCAGCAGUUCUUCGAGGAGAGUAAUGUUAAGGAGGUCAUGCAACUCUGGAUUGACAACCUGUUCACGUCUGAAUCUGAUGAGGUCAUGUCUAAUCCGGACAGAUCCACAAGCAAAAGCAGCAAGAACACCAGCAGCAGCACCAGCAGCAGCGCCAGCAGCACAGCAGAUACCAGCACACCAUCAACCCAUGUCCACGUUGCGAUCAAACUUACAUGUAGCUUCCAGACACUUUCAACAUUCCGGGAAACAUGCCCUCAGCUGCUCUCUCGAGCACCGCCCGUCGACAGCUACUGGGUGCAUUCAGCCUCAGGAAUUGUCUCCGAGACCGUGAAUCCCGUUCGUAGCCCUGGAGCAGGGUUGCACGGCACAGCACACGUCGGCAUGGCCCAUGCAACCGAUGCAACCGAGUGGCCGCGCACUGCCAAGACGAGGCAGUACGCCCAGCGUACACGCAGUGGUGAGAUCCUCUUGAAUGGCCCGUGCUUACAGAACGUCUUUCCGCAUUGCAGCAGUGGGCUGACUAGGCUUGAGCGCCUGCUGCGGGCAUGGCAUGGCAACGUCAGAGUGCUCACAUGCACUGGCAUCGGCUCAGCUUCUCAGAAAGCGCUCACUCUUCUGAACGAGAUGGGCUGCAUGGCGUUUGCAACAAACACGGCUUGCAGUGCAUCGGCCCAAGCUGAGCGCAUUGCGGACGGGCCUGAGGGGAUGUGCCCAGAAUGCAGCAUACACGUGGGCUAUCGUGUCAUGGCUGACCACAGCACGCUGCUGCUAUUCUUCGCCGUGUGCCGGACUACGCCGACCGGAGCAAGUACUCCGAGCAGUCCGCACGAAUGCCCGGCACUCGUUGUCGCCCACAAGCUGGCGCAUGUCACUGUGAUCACGUGUGACGAGGCAGACCGCUCCAGUGCACAAAAGAUUGAGCCGGCCGUCAAGGACCUGAUGGAGCGCAUGUGCAUGGGACGCGGUAUGGAGGCUGCGUUCCCUGCCGGACACCUGCUCCUGGUCAGUGAGCCGAGCAAGGAUGCCGGCAAGCUGCCAGGCGGCGUGCCACUGAGCUCGGGAAGAGCACAUCUAGACCAGCUGCAGGACUACGUCGCACCCUAUCCUGUGCACUAUAAUGACAACGCUGCUGAGCACAAUUUGGAUGCCAAUACCAGUCAACAGAGGAAUGAAGCGGAUGUGGAGGCAGCAGCGGAGGCCACGGAAGAUACCAACGAGUUGUCUCCGUCGUCCCAGUCCUGGCAGCCUCCGUCCCAGUCCAGGCAACCUCCGUCUCAAUCCAGGCAACCUCCGUCCCAGUCCAGGCAACCGGCCCCAGAGGCUGGCAUUGCCGUAUUGACCAAGGGUGAAAUGAUGAAGUGGCUGUUGACGCCUCGCCGCGAUCGGCAGCCAGAGACGGCUACAUGGCGGCACGGCGCGGAGUUCCUCAACUGUCUACGACUUCUUCUGUUCAAGAGGGGCAGCAUGGUGAAGUGUGCUGAUCAGCUGCGCUUGAGUGCAGCACUAUCUGAACAGUAUGAGGCGCUGCUGAACGACCUGGACACACUGAUCACAACUGGAGGCAGGCUGCAACCGGGUGCUACCAGUGAUGGCAUUGCCAUGCCAUUGGCUGGGCAUUAUCAGCCAGCGACGUGCAUCCCGUUCAAGUUUGAGAAUCGUGCCUGGCACAAACAAGACCUGACCGAGCGUGACCUGGAACAACUGCGGCGGUUGGCAACCGAGUUGUCGGAGAGCUCUGCAACCAUGGCCGAGUUCAAACAGAAGAUUAGUCAGGAGCACGGAGAACAAGUGAAGGCUCGCAGAAAGUUGGGUGAAGACUGGCUUGCAAUGUGGGCCAAAAGUUUUGAACGGGUUGACCGGCGCUCAAGGCAAUUCCUGCAGCGUGCAGAGGACCGUCUUGAUCUGCUCUCCAAUGGCGAAAAGCUCUGCCUAAGAGAUAUUGGACAAGAUGUCAGUGACAACUUCUCCAUGCCUUGUCUGCUACCAGACGGCCAUAAUCACCAGGCAUGCGACAUCUUGAUUGGAAGAAAGAACGGACGACACCCUCUAUGCAAUCUACGAUGCACGCUCUGCACAGAAGAUGGCGACGGUGAUUUCUGCCGUAAGCCGAUUGGCCAUCAUCUCCAGAUCAUAGGUGAAGAAGGACGCCGCCACCUGUGUUCAUCUGGUGAGGUGAAGCACCAAUGCCCCGGCGAAUGCUAUCUGUGGAAAGCAUCACGCGAUCACACCUGCGACCGACAGUGCAGUUAUCUGAAAGGACACGCGAGCAGAUCAGGCAUCCACCAGUGCGCCUGCAGCAAGAAACCUGUCGAUCACGAAUGCAGGGAGCUGUGUGAGCUGAGCGAUCACGCUGGCUGUCGGAAGUACACCGUUGAUGGUGGCGGGUACUGCCACUACGGAGCUCAACGUGAGAAUCAUGCACACCUGUGUGGCAGCACGGAACACGAGUGCAAGGCGGUGUGCACUGUUCCCGGCAGGUGCUACGAUGCACCUUGUGUGGACCAAGCUAGCUCUAGCAAAGGACAGCUGUCAGCAUCUUCUUCACAACACCAGACCGAUUGCAGCUACCGGAAACCGUGCUCCAACAAGAUCCCACCAGAUGGUAUAGUCUGCAAUAAGCACAGCUGCGGUAAACCCAAAAAGGAGCAUUACUGCACAACGCGGUGCUCUCUUUGUAAUGAGCCUUGCAACAGAAUGUAUGGCCAUGCAGGACGGUGCAAAGUGGAACAGCACGGCAAAGUCAACCAGCCUCAACGAGUGUGGAAUCGUGAACAUGGCUACGUCUUCACCAUACCCGCUAACACGGUGGACUGUAAAGGUCUGUGCUCCAAAGCCGGACCCAGCCAUACACAUAUCAUCCGAAAACAACGGCUAGAGCCAGGUCUCUGGCGGGAUUGGUGCGAGGAGGAGGACUACAUUGAGAUAGGGCACAGCCUAUUCUGGAAGGAAACAAUGCCCGUCGUUGAUCCGAGCGAUGCUAGUGUCGUGGAUGAGUACAACCGUUGCUCAGCGCUAUGUCCUGUCAAGGCCCAUGAGCACAUGGCUGAGUAUGUAGAGGUCACUAAGACUGACAAUAGCGAGCAAUGUCCUAAAUUCUGCUCUGGUGACCUGCUACAUGACCCGAUGAAACCCAAUGGCCAGGACAUGGUCGGCAAAGGCUACUACUCGAAACAGCUGAAUACGGACACCAAGGAACAUCACUACUUCAAGUGUGAACUCCGAUGCAUGGAGCCCUGUGACGAAAACUCCAGUACUGCAGACCUGGACGGCUACCCGGGCUAUCACAGUAGUGACUGUGCGAAGCGUCGCUGGCAUGAACCCCGUGAACAUGACUGCAAGGACGAGAACAAACAUCGAUGUCGGGAGGCUUGCAUGUCACACCCUCGCGAGGAGUCCAAGAGCUGCCACCUGAAGGUGGGCAGAGGGCACGAGGAAAACGGCAAGGCUCGACGUCACGCAUGCAGUGAAAAUCAAGGCUGUGGAAUGAAGUGCGUCAUACCAAACUGCAAGGAGCGGGAUAAUUAUUGCAAACACUACCAUGCCCAUAUGGAUGGACCUGGUGUAGGUCACCUUUGUACUACCCACAGUACAGGGUGGUGCCUUAAGCCAGAAGAAGAUGGUAUGAUGGAUCCACCAAGACUGUGCAUAGAGGUUCAGCAUGCGCCGGGUGGUUGUACCUAUUAUGACUUUCAAACAGGUUCCUCCAAGUGGAGUGGAAAACUCUCUGCACCAUCGGUUGAAAAUAAUUCCAGUUUCGCAAGCAACAGGCAACUACAAUCCACCGCUAGUCACAAUGAUAGCGCAUCGCACCGUUCAAAUCCAGCUUCAUGUACACACACGACAAGAUCCUUACCAAAACCAUCCGAUCUAGACUUGAAUAGCUCUGCAAGGCAGCCAGAGGUACGUAGUCAGGAGCAAGCAAGUGGCAGCUCUUCGAAUUCGUCUAGCCUGAAUGCAAGUCGGAAUGGGACGCCGGUUCAACACGAGCGUAGGAAUCCCAUUGCAAGAACUCUAUCAGAUUCAACCAAGUCUCGGCAGAUUACAACGCCGUCUCCAGCUCGUACACCUGUGACACCUACCAGCACUGGAUCUACUCCCGGAGGUAUUCCGCAUGUGCCUCCGAAUUCCGCACGUCCAACAGCAUUGCCCCAUUCGCUAUCCAUGGAUGCUAGACAUACAGGUGCGGGCCAGAUUCGGAGCCUGUCAGAGCAGCGCAGCGUUGACAUCACACAAAGCCUUCCACCGAGCAUGUCUGGUGGGGCUCAGAUUCGAACGCCAACAUCUAGGCCCGUGGGAGAGGAAAACCCACAACCACCAAUAAACCAUCCAAGCAACAGGCCAUCAGAUGCCAUUGCAAGAAAUCCAUCAAAAUCAACCGAGUCUUGGCAGAUUUCAACACCGUCUCCAGCUCCUACACCUGUGACACCUACUAACACUGGAUCUACUCCAAGAGGUAUUCCGCGAAUGCAUCCGAAUGUUGCAGGAUCACCAGCAUUGCACCAUUCGCAGUCCGUGGAAAUUGGAUAUGCCGGUGCAGGCCAGAAAUGGAGACAGUCUGAGCAGCGGAGCGUGGACAUCACACAAAGCCUUCCACCGAGCAUGCCUGGUGGGGCUCAGAUUAGAACGCCAACAUCUAGGCCCGUGGGAGAGGAAAACCCACAACCACCAAUAAACCAUCCAAGCAACAGGCCAGCAGAUGCCAUUGCAAGAAAUCCAUCAAAAUCAACCGAGUCUCGGCAGAUUACAACACCGUCUCCAGCUCCUACACCUGUGGUACUUCCCAGCACUGGAUCUGCUCCAGGAGGUAUUCCGCAAAUGCAUCCAAAUAAUGCAGGAUCACCAGCGGGGGUGAGAGCGGAAGACUCUCAACCAGGUGGUCACUUGCAGAGACUGCGAAGUGACUCUGGUUCAAUUCUUCCACGGCCAUUGCCACCAGGAGGGCGUCCACGGCCAAGACGCAACACAGAACCUGCCCGAAAUUUGCCUGACGUAUCCAGAAGCACUCAUGAAUCUCCACCUGCUGCACGGGAGGGGAUGCAACUACUUGUGGAUGUGGAUGCGCCUGCACCCCAACCCACCACAGCUGCCGCUGUUGCCUCUGCUGAUACGGUGUCGGAGGACGCAUUGCCUGAUGAACAAUUUGAUUUCGAUUCGUUGGCUCGUGUACGUCAUCAGUCCAAUUCUGCACCAGAUUCUGCCUUGUCAGAUCAGCAGGCAUCAGGACCAGGUUCCUGAUAUCUUGACAUUUACAUUUGAUGCUCCAAGCUAGGACGCACAAACCGCUUGCAAUCUACCCAACCGGCUCCCGGGAUAAACAAAAGGGCCAGUCACUAUGGCUCAAUGGCUGCAUUCCGGCGGAUGUUGCUUGUAGCCGGCUUAUUGCCAUGGAAGAUCGUCCAGACGGUUUCUCUACACAGCCCCCAGGUUUGAGUGUAUUGCCUUGGGCAUCCCGUCAUCCCGAAUCAAGAAACUCUUCACCAUGCGUGUGUUCUGUCAAUCGCAUCCCGGCAGCUCACACGUCCCUCGUAUUCCACAGCGCCCACAUUUUGUUGCUACAUGUGCCGCUACUCUUCACUGCGUAGUAGUCGUAGUAGCCGUAGUAACAUGUACAAAAUGGAUGUCACGUGUACAUGUUUCUGGUAAACUCACAACUCACAACGGCAUUUGACUAGUACUCGGUUAUCUGAUGCCACUAUUCCUUUCUCCCUGUUGUAUGCGUAAACACUGCUUGACUGCAUGGAGUACUCUUCCGUCGGUGGGGUGCCUCGCUUGUGACAUUAUUAGAAUGCAUCUUUCAUGCCAUUUUGCAAUCCCAUCCUCCUCCUCUUUAGUGUCCUCCUCCUCUCCCCUAUACUAGGCUACAGCGUCUUCCUCCCCUCCCCUCGCCGUCCUUAUCUCAUCCUCCUCCCCUCAGCCCAUCCUCAUCACCUCCCCGUCCUCCAACCCUCUACCCCCCCCCCCCCCCCUCUCCCAUACUACACCCAUCCACUCCCCUUCUCCUUCCCUCCCUUUCCUCCUUCCUUCUCUCCGCCUCCCCGAUCAGUUGAGGCAUUGUCUCACAGGGGAGGUGUACGUAUCACACAAUGUUAUCUUGUUCUAGGUAUUGAAUAGCAAUAUUGUGAAUCUGCCCAUUCAGAUAGCUUCUCAUCUUUUAUACUUGGUGUGUUGCCCUAAGAUAUGUAGGCUCAUAGCCAAAAGCAUGUUUGGCUAACCGCCACAACUCAAUUGAUUUUCGCUCAAAAAUUCUUUUAUUUUUCCACAGCUCUAGUCUAGUUCACUGAUAGGCAAUUUAGUAGGAACAUCUUUUUGAAAUUUCAGAUAUUUUAUUUCAAUUUCGAUUUCAAUUCUGCUACCUGUACCAGGGAGCAUACUGCUGACCACAAGUGUUGUGAGGCAUCAUACCUUUAGUUUUAGGUCCAUUCUUAUCUCUAGAUUGUGAAACAUUCUCUCAUUUUAAUAUUAGUCCUUCCAGUAUACAUGCUGUAAGCUCUUUGAGACGCUCAAUGGGCAGGCUACAGUUGUUCGCUGUGGUUGGUGGUUGUGA
Molecule: messenger RNA, 8643 nt
Organism: Sycon ciliatum
Lineage: Eukaryota; Metazoa; Porifera; Calcarea; Leucosolenida; Sycettidae
Exons: 7
Coding region: 681-7334 (2217 amino acids)
Source: RefSeq, a predicted model, not a curated record